Molecule: messenger RNA, 1134 nt
Organism: Oryza brachyantha (malo sina)
Lineage: Eukaryota; Viridiplantae; Streptophyta; Magnoliopsida; Poales; Poaceae
Product: protein HEADING DATE 3A-like
Exons: 4
Coding region: 231-752 (173 amino acids)
Source: RefSeq, a predicted model, not a curated record
UCAAAACAAUCAGAAGAGCAUCUUGGAGAGAAAAGUAGAUCCAAAUACUGUAGAAAUUGAUAAAACGGGAAUCACAUGUGUGCGCAAUGAGACAGCAUCCAUGCAGUAGAGGCCACUAUAAGUACCGGCAAAACCUAGUCAGUUUUCUCCCAACAAGCCAUUGCAAGGCCAAUUAGCACUUGGAGCUAGCUAUCUAGCUGCAUCUCUCUGCCUCUCUCUCUAAAUAUAUCAUGGCAAAUGACUCAUUGACAAGGAGCCAUAUAGUUGGAGAUGUCUUGGACCAGUUCACAAGCUCAGUGCCUCUGACUGUGAUGUAUGAUGGGAGGCCUGUGUUUAAUGGCAAGGAGUUCCGUUCAUCGGCUGUCUCGGCGAAACCUAGAGUUGAGAUUGGUGGCGAUGAUUUCCGAUUUGCCUAUACCCUAGUUAUGGUGGAUCCUGAUGCGCCCAAUCCCAGCAACCCGACCUUGAGGGAAUACCUGCAUUGGAUGGUGACUGAUAUCCCUUCAUCAACAGAUGAUAGUUUUGGGCGGGAGAUCGUGACGUACGAGAGCCCGAGCCCGACGAUGGGCAUACACCGCAUGGUGAUGGUGCUGUACCAGCAGCUGGGGCGCGGCACCGUGUUCGCGCCGCAGGUGCGCCAGAACUUCAACCUCCGCAGCUUCGCGCGCCGCUUCAACCUGGGCAAGCCCGUCGCCGCCGUCUACUUCAACUGCCAGCGGCCCACUGGCACUGGUGGCAGAAGGCCAACCUGAUCAUCAUCAUCUACGUACUUAAUUAUUAAUUAAUUAUUAGCUUAAUUGCUCAAGUCCAAGAGUCUAUAGCUUGCUUGAGCUUGCCAACUAUAUAAUAUAUAUAUAUAUAUGGUGUAUGUGUGUAUGUAUGUAUGUAUAUAUAGCCGUAUCUAUCAUGCAUAAAGCUCCUACCUAUAAUGGCUAGAAUAAUUAAGCUCGAUCCCCCACUUGGUGUGCAUGCAUGGCGGCUCUUAAGUGUGCAUGCUGUCAUGAAUAUGCAUGCCUGCCUGCUUUUUAAAUAAACUGUAUUGUAGUAUUAAGUGCAGAAUCGAAGUGUAUUAAGUAGAGAUGUGACAUUAUUUUGUCACACGUUGGUAAUAAGAUAUGUGUGCAUGGUUGCUUC